This is a messenger RNA of Xyrauchen texanus (razorback sucker), 1543 nucleotides long. Its product is annotated as FXYD domain-containing ion transport regulator 6-like. Gene Ontology annotation, biological process: regulation of sodium ion transmembrane transporter activity. Bases 266 to 565 code for a protein of 99 amino acids. Gene Ontology annotation, molecular function: sodium channel regulator activity. Lineage: Eukaryota; Metazoa; Chordata; Actinopteri; Cypriniformes; Catostomidae. Gene Ontology annotation, cellular component: membrane. The transcript is spliced from 9 exons. The record is from RefSeq and is a predicted model, not a curated record.
CAGUAUUUCAAUAUCAGAAAAAGAGGUGAAGAACCUUGUUGGCUGGCAUACACCGUCCAACGCUUUCAUGCUCGUUUAAGCGGGAUUUUAUCAACUCAUAACUUUUCAUUAGAUUUCAAACGCCAUAAAAAAUUAUCCACUUAAUAGAAAAGGGGUCGUGGACCUUAACAGUCGCGCGGAUCCUGUCAAUAGGAAACAGCUUUUGCCCCACUGUUGCCCAUCCACUUGUUUUACAACUACCCUAAAGGAAACGAGACGAGUUGCCAUGGAAACUGUCCUGGUCUUCCUUUUUUCCCUCCUAGUCUAUGUGACCGCUUUGUCUGACACCGCUGCCCUGGAUGGAAAAAAUAAAGUCUUGGAUCCAUUUGCAUAUGACUAUGAGAGUUUGAGAAUCGGGGGUUUGACGUUGGCAGUGGUGCUCUUCGCUCUGGGAGUGCUACUUAUCCUGAGUCGCAGGUGCCACUGCACUAUCAAACAGAAGCUCAGGGCCCCAGGAGAUGAGGAAGCUCAAGCCGAGAACCUCGUGGUCUCCAAAGCCAAUGAGACUCCUAAAACAGAGAACUGAGACAGUCCAGUGUUGUCGAACACAUAGCCAUGGCUGAACGACUUCACUGAUGCUGAGGAUGGUGAUGAUGAUGAAGCUGAUCCAGACCAUGGCUAUGGAGGAGAAAGUGAUUUGGGAGGGGGAGGAGACUAUGACUUGGGUUAUUAAUGGGCAAGUGUCUUGUACGUAGACCUCUAGUCCUGUCAUGUGACCAGUAACCGUAUACGUCUUUCCGUCCGUGUCCUUUUAAGUGAGUUAUUUAGCAAAACUAGCCACAUCUUGAAGAUCAUUUGUAACUGUUUGGCUCCUACCCAGCUGAAUUUGUGCGUUGGUUUAAUUAUUUUGUUGUAGGUCACGCGAAAAUGAAAAUUCUGUCAUCACCUCAGUGUCAUUCCAAUUGUUUAAGACUUACUUUCUUCUAUUCAAUGAAAGUGUAUGGUGACUUGAGGCGGUCAAGUAGUCCAUAUGACUUGUGCCCUAUAUUUGAAGUCUUUUGAUAGCUUUGUGUAAAGAACAGACUGAAAUUGAAGUUGUUAUUCACUGAAAAUUAAGAAUUUGGUCACCAUUCACUUUCAUUUUGCAGAAAAGAGCUGCUUGGACAUUCUGCCUGACAUCUCCUUUUGUGCUCCAUGGAUGAAAGAAAGUCAUACUGGUUUAGAAAUACAUGAGGAUGAGUAGAUGAUUACUAAAUUGUCAUUUAUGUGUGAACUAUCACUUUAACAGUAAACAGUUACUGUUAUCUGAGGAGUGACCACAUGUUACCUUUAUGUGUGUCCCAACUGCUGUUUUAUCUCUUGUAGAUUGUAUUGAUUAUAUGCAGACAUAUUUGAAAUGAAUAUGCAUAAGUAUUUAAUAUACUGUAAGUAUUAAUUCACAUGUGAUGCAGAAUACAUAUAUAUUUGAAUACACUGUGUGUGUGUGUGUGUGUGUGUGUGUGUGUGUGUGUGUGUGUGUGUGUGUGUGUGUGUGUGUGUGUGUGUGUGUGUGUGUGUGUGUGUG